UUGGCUGCAUCCAGCUGAGCCUGGGCGGGUUGGAAAAACAGCUUGGUGAAGCGCGGGGUUCCCGGGGCGGCGAUCCUGGUUUUCCUGGACGUCGGGGCUGCCCAGCAUCCUCAAGGAAGGUCAAAAUGGAAGGCCUAUCUGAUGUUGCCUCUUUUUCAACUAAACUUCAAAACACUCUGAUCCAGUAUCAUAACAUUGAAGAAGAGAAGUGGCGAGUUGCCAAGAAAAUGAAAGAUGUAACAGUUUGGAGAAAACCCUCAGAAGAGUUUAAUGGGUAUCUCUACAAAGCCCAAGGUGUUAUGGAUGACAUUUUCAGUAAUGUGAUAGACCACAUACGCCCAGGGCCCAGCCGCUUGUGUUGGGACCCGUUGAUGACUUCACUGGAUAUUUUGGAGCACUUGGAAGAGAAUUGCUGUGUGAUGCGUUACACCACUGCUGGUCAACUUUUAAAUAUUAUUUCCCCAAGAGAGUUUAUUGAUUUCUCCUAUACUGUGGCCUAUGAAGAAGGACUUUUAUCCUGUGGGGUGAGUCUCGACUGGAGUGAAACAAGGCCAGAAUUUGUCCGUGGCUAUAACCAUCCCUGCGGCUGGUUUUGUGUGCCGCUUAAAGACAAUCCAAGCCAGAGUCUUCUGACGGGCUAUAUUCAGACAGAUCUGCGCGGCAUGAUCCCUCAGUCCGCAGUGGAUACAGCAAUGGCAAGCACUUUAACCAACUUCUAUGGAGAUUUGCGAAAAGCUCUACGAAAGGCCUGAUAAGUUGCACUCCCGGGGCUGAGGUCUGUUGAGUCUGUUCUUCCUUCCCUCAGCUGCAUGACCUGUAAAUGUCAUCAGUCCUGCCUGCUGCGCAGCCCGUGGAAACCUGGGCGGUGUUUGGGUUCCAUAGUACAAUCUCGUUUUGUGUGGAAAGUAAAUAACUAUGUAAAUAGGGCAUUUCAGUUUUCAUAAGCUUUCGUUUGCACCUUGUUUGGUUGUGGAAGUCUGUCUAGGACUGGAAAGGAUGAAAUACCAAGAUUUAGAUACAGGUCCUUAGUGUAGUCUAUUCACAAAAGUGAAAUCACCUCAGGAUGGAGUAUUGGCUGCUUGGAAAUUACAAAGUGUGCAAGCACAAUGCUAUUCAUGUUAUUUGGAGCUUUGUGAACAUUUUGUACAAUUUUAAUGAUUCCGAAUGUAAAUGUAUGCUUUACUCUUGGUAUGUUAUGUGAGUUUGCCAAUAGCUUAGACAAGAAGAAAAGUCAUCCAUAGUCUGUAAAGGUAAAUCCAUUGUUCAUUGACUUGUACUAUGUUCUGUAUUAGAAAGACCACAGCGACACGAGAGUAGCCAUUUUUGUAACCAUAGGCAUAGUUAAAUACAGAUUAAUCUUGAUAUCUAGGUAGCAUUCUUCUGUAAAGCCUAUAAAAAUAUACCUGUGUCUGUCUGUGCAUUUAUUCUGGGAGUGAGUGAGAACAGCCAGGUGUAUAUACACUGGUGAUGUCACACUGGGUAGUAGCUGACAUAGGAAACAGCUAGUGGUGCCCCCUCCUCACCAGCAGAAGGUCAUUACUAAAAAGUGAAAUUCAAUGGCUGUUCUACACAUACUUCAUUUUUUAAAAUGUCACUGAACUUGUAGCUUUGGUCUGGAACUGUAACAAAUGCAUCCUCAGAUUCAGCCAGAUGCGUAGAUGCCCUGGUGUGACUAGAAUGAACUAUAUAAAUGGGGCUAUCUUAAGAGAACAUUCCAUCAUGAUUGUGACAUUGAAAACCAUUCUUUGACUUUGGAAUGUUUACCUGGUUUCCUUGUAAAACGGGCAUUUGUGGUGACUCCGUGUCCACUCCCAUCUUUGUAUUUGUGUUUGCAUGAGCCAUUGCACUGUUCAGUGUCGGCUCCUUCUGUGACUUUCUCCUCUCCGCUGCUGUGCUUACGUGUUUCCCUUUCCUUUUGCUGGUUGGUUGGUGGGUGGGUGGGUAGGUGGGUUUGCUUUUUUCUUUCGGUUCUGGAAAGUGAGUAAAGUGAGCUCUGGAAAGAACUGUAGGCAGGCAAGUCUCAAAAAGGCCCACCAAAGUACAUGAUGGUUCAGAUGCCUGAAGGUUUGGUUCAAGUGCAUGGUUUGAUCUGUUUUACAGCAGUUUGUUUUUCCAAGUGCAAAGUCAGUUCUUCCCAUUCAUUUGGACAGUCAAAAGGGAAGCUGGUUUUACACUUUUUAAAAAAAUUUUCUUGUAACUGCUGAUGAAGAUUUUUAUGGAGCGAAAGGACAGCAUCAGCAUAUCUGGUGGAUAGUCUGAGUUUUUAGAUUGAAAGUAGUGCUUCAAGGUCUGCCAACAGUUAUCCCAGAAUCCAGUGUUCUAAGUUUAUUAACUGCUAAGACUCUUGUCUGAAUUCAUUGUAAUGUUUGAACUGCUAAUUUCUUUACUACUUUCUCUUCUGCAAUAGGGAAAGAAAAUGCAGUUGAGAGUGUCCUGUGAAGACUGUUAACUGUUAACUGUGUUGCCUUCUGUAACUUUGCAUGUUUUUAUUGGUGUAGAGGAGGUCCCAUGUAUCCUGUUAUUCUGUCAUGAUAAAAUAGCAACAUCUUGGGUCCGACUUUGUAACGAGACUGGAUACAUGACUGUCAGGGCGAUCAUUGCCUGAGCCAGGGGCCUCUGAGGGUACCACACUUGUCCAGUCUCUCUUAGCUAGUUCCUUUUGUUCUCGUUAGCUUAGAUCUCCAGGGAGAGGGAGCAGGAGCCUAUUGCAAGUGCUGACCCGGUGGAAAUGGUUUCAUUGCCUUUCUGAGCUCCACAGUGGGUUCAGAAAUUAUAUCUGAAUCACCUGAAACUUGUGUGUACUUUUUAUAAAAGGUGGCUUUUUUGAGGUAGACGUUACCAUAAUGUAAGCUGAGGUAUCCAGCUUACCUGUGGUAAAUGUAGAAUUGAAUGAUCUUAAAAACCGCAUUUGAUGAGUUGUACAGCCAUCAUACAGUCCAAUUUCAGAGCAUUUCUGCCACCCAAAAGAUCCUUUGUAUCUGCUCUAUACUCAUCUAACCAGGGUUUAUCCCAGUUGCCAGUGUAGGGAAGGAGAUGAGAAAGAUGGCAUUAGAACUUGUUUCGUUUUGUUUCUGA
This is a messenger RNA of Onychomys torridus (southern grasshopper mouse), 3075 nucleotides long. It is a transcript of the gene Stard4, whose product is annotated as StAR related lipid transfer domain containing 4. The coding region runs from base 126 to 752 and encodes 208 amino acids. Gene Ontology annotation, molecular function: cholesterol transfer activity; cholesterol binding. NCBI's taxonomy places the organism in Eukaryota, Metazoa, Chordata, Mammalia, Rodentia, Cricetidae. The transcript is spliced from 6 exons. The record is from RefSeq and is a predicted model, not a curated record. Gene Ontology annotation, cellular component: cytosol; endoplasmic reticulum. Gene Ontology annotation, biological process: cholesterol transport involved in cholesterol storage; intracellular cholesterol transport; cholesterol import.